Molecule: messenger RNA, 2073 nt
Organism: Adineta ricciae
Lineage: Eukaryota; Metazoa; Rotifera; Eurotatoria; Adinetida; Adinetidae
Source: the annotation of a GenBank genome assembly
AUGAUUAUAAAAUCAUCUUUCCUACUCUUUGAUAUUACACGUUCGUUUUUACGCAUCUCUGUCGAGCAAAACCAAUGGCAACGAGUUGGUGCUGGAAGAGAACAGCGUAUACAACUAGACUUUAGUUAUGGCAACGUGAAUGAAACUGAAGAUAAUCAAGCAAUUCAAAAAACACUUCGAGAAAUUAUCAAUCAUUUCAAAGCAUUCGCUGAUCUGGACAAAUGUCGUCGUUAUAUUUUAUCAUUAUCUCCCCAGGAUCGCGCAAUCCUUAUCGUUAGUGGGCGAUUCGGUCGAGAAUUGGUGCCUCAGAUUCAUUCAUAUCCGCAAGUUCUGGCGAUCUAUGUUUACUGUUUCGAUAAAGAAGCGAAUGAAAAGUGGUCAAAGCAAUUUCCUAAGAUUAAAAAUGUAGUUGUUCAACCGAAAGAUCUGAUUGCUGAAAUUGGAGCAUAUGGUAAACCUCCUCCGGCGGAACACAUCGAGCCACUUCUCUUCUCUGUGUCAGCAGAGGAAAACGGUUCUGAACAAUCGACAACUGAUCUGAAUGGUCAUUUCGUUCAUUCUCUUCUUUUAAUCGAUGUUCUUAUUCGAAUGAAAUCAAUCGAAACGGACAAACAGGAGUUAAUCAAACGAUGCCGACAGCAGUACGAGGACGAUGGAAUUGAAUUAGACAACAUUAGGCGAUUCGAACGUAAAUACGUUCCAACCGAUGCAUUAACAUGGUACACUGAAGAGUCAUUUCUCUAUAAGAUGUUAAACAAAGCAUUACGCACUCAAGAUAUCGAUUUACUGUUUCUAUUUCGUUUCGCUAUCGGUGAUAUUUAUCGACAACUGAAAAGCCAUCAAUGCCAAUCGCCUGUUCAUGUUUAUCGUGGUCAACUCAUGUCGAAGACAGAACUGGAAACUCUUAAAAAAUCAGCUAAUCAAUUAAUUUCUAUUAAUUCAUUUUUUUCGUGCAGCACGAAACCAGAAAAAGCACGGGAGUUUCUGGAGAGAAAACCUAUUUCCGGCGAUACACAACGCGUAUUCUUUGAGAUUUAUGCUAAUCCCAGAGUAGCAACAUCGAAGCCGUUUGCUGAUAUAAGUCAAAUGAGUGUUAUCAAAGAUGAAGAAGAAAUUUUAUUCAUGAUGGGAAGUGUGUUUCGUUUGAGUAGUAUUUUUCCAGACAAAAGCAAUUCAUCCACGUGGGUAAUUCGAGCGGAACUUUGUGGGGACGAAAAUCAUGAUUUAAAGAAACUUUUUGAAUAUAUGAAAGAAAAAUACGGCGGCGGAAAUGACGAAGACGUUAGCCUUCGUUCAUUCGGCGAAGUUCUUCGUAAAAUGGGCAAGUUUGAUUUAGCGGAAAAGAUGUUCCAUCGUUUAUUAAAAGAAACUCCGAAUGGAGAUCCUCAAUUGUUUUCUCUGUAUUAUUCGUUAGGUCAAGUCGCGUACGAAAAAGCCGAAUACGACCCAAGUCUUGAAUGGUUCAAGAAAUCAUUAAGCAUCAUAAUGGAUCUGGAUUCAUCAGAUUAUGUUAAUAUCGCUGCAGUUUAUGGAUGGAUUGGAAAUGCUUAUUUGGGGAAGGACGAUCUUGAUACGGCAGAAAAUUUCUACUACAAGGCGAUUAAACUCUUCCAACAAGCUCACCAAGAAGAUCAUGAGGAUCUUGCCUAUCUGUAUAACAGUAUUGCUCUUAUUUACAAUCAAAAGAAACAAUACCCGGAAGCGUUGGACUAUUACAAAAAGUCGUUACACAUCAGAGAAAAACAUUUACCCGCUAACCAUCCCGAAAUAGCUGUUUCUCAUAAUAAUAUUGGAUGUGUUUAUCUUUCUCUUGAAAAAUAUGACUCCGCUUUGAAACAUCAUACACAGGCGUUAGAGAUUCGCACGAAAUCACUUCCACCGAAACAUCCAGAUAUUGCGCAAAGUUUUGCGAACCUUGGUCAAGUAAAUGAAGCAAAACGAGAAUGGCAAACAGCGUUGGUACACUAUCAAAAAGCAGCAUCGAUCUAUCAAUCAACAUUACCACCGCAGCAUCCAACUGUAUCACAAAUCAAGAGCGAUUUGGAACGCAUAUCAUCCAAAAUGAAGAAAUAG